This is a messenger RNA of Actinia tenebrosa (Australian red waratah sea anemone), 1621 nucleotides long. RefSeq lists its product as uncharacterized. NCBI's taxonomy places the organism in Eukaryota, Metazoa, Cnidaria, Anthozoa, Actiniaria, Actiniidae. The record is from RefSeq and is a predicted model, not a curated record.
UGACUAAAUGCCAAGACAUGGUUGAAAUAAGUUAUGAUUAAUUGCUAUCAAUUCUUGAUAUCGUUGGUGGAUUAAUCCGAAUUAAGCUAUUCAGUAUGUCUUCACAUCUAUGACCAGUAACUGGCAGCUAGAUUCGGUAUCAAACGGGAUAUACUGAAUAUUCCAGGCUUGUUUACUAUACUGAUACGGAUGUUUUUAAUACAUUUUACUUUUGUGUGUUCACACAGGAUCAAAUAUUCUUGCGAUGAAGAUGUUGCCAUUGGAAUACACUCGGCUGGUCUUCGUGCUAAGUGCAGUGGUUUUAGUCCAUUCAUUAAAAUCACCAGAAAUAAGGCUUGAUUCACAAAAAGAAGCAGCAUUAGGAAGCAGUGUUACAAUCGACUGCGUCGCUGAGGGAGAUCCAAGACCAACAGUCAAACUGUACAGAAAUGGAGUAUUCAUAGUAGGACAAGAAGCAGCUACUUUCCCGCCAUUCUUGCCUAAUUAUGGAGGGGCCAGAUACACUUUUACCGCUGUCCAAGGGUCUGGCGGACCUUAUGAGUGUCGCGCAACCAAUGGAAUAGCGGACUCAAAUGGAAACACUGUUAUUUCAAAAGUUAUGAAUAUUAUUAUAACAGGUCUCUCCAGCACAACCACAACGAAACCACCAACAACAACACCACCAUCGACAACAACAACAUCACCACCGACACCACCACCGACACCACCACCGACACCACCACCGACACCACCAACACAACCGCCAACACCACCACCGACAACACCACCAACACAAACUGCUAAUGCAGCAUCACCAAUAACAAUACAAACCACGACAAACCUUCAGGAUCUUCAUUCAAAUGGAAAGGCUGUCAAUAGAGCAUCCAACCAAAGACCAGGAUCAUCUUACCAAGAUAGCCAAUACGAACAGAUACCACCUACCUACGAGACGAUACAGAACGCAAAAGGGCUAAGGGCGAAUGGACCCCACAAGACAAACAAUCCUCGCAGAGAGCCGAAGAUGAUACCGAACGCAAACCAGCCACCCUUGCCCCAACGAAAUAAAAACAAACACAUCAAAGAAGGGCGAACCGCGAAUGCGCCCAACAAGGCAAGCAACCCACCUAGAGCACCGCCGAAACUGAUACAAAAUGCAAGGCCGCCAUUCAAUCAUAACAACAAACGCAUUAACGAAGGACAAAGGGCGAAUGGACCCCAAAUAGCAAGCAGUCCACGCAGAGAGCCGAAGUUGAUACCGAACGCGAACCCAAUGCCCUUGCCCCAACAAAGUAAUAACAGUAAAAUGAAUUAUGGACGGCCCGCGAAUGCACCCCAUAUGGCAAGCAAUCCACGCAGAGAACCAAAACUGAUACAAAAUGCAAGCCCGCCGCCUAAUUAUUAUAACAAAAACAUCUAUGAAGGACGAAGGGCGAAUGCACCCCAUAUGGCAAGCAAUCCGCGCAGAAAGCAGGACUUAGGCGACCCAAGGCGUGGAAUGCAACACAAUGGAGGGAAUCAGUCUUAUUUACAGCCAAUGAACGGACAUGUUUAUCAAGAUCUCUUGCAAAGAAAUAACCGUUCCCCCGAAUAUCAAGCACUUUAUAAUCCACGUGCUGGAAACGCAUCAAAUGGUGGCCGUUAA